AAAUUCAUCGUUAAGACAUUUAACUGAAAGUAUUUAGACGUGUCAAAUAUAAUAUAAUUGUACAAAAUGAAUAUUUUAGAAGACAAAGAUUACUGCAUGUUAUUAUUACUGAAUAAUUAUUUAAUGUGCAAAUGUAUUUUUUUUAAAUGAGUUUAAUUAACAUCUAACUACAGUGAGAACUCAUUAACAUUUACAACUCAGAUGGAAAAAUUUUAAAAAGGAACGAAAUUUUUUUUAACGGUGCUGUCAAGAGUUUUUUUUUAAUAUUAUUUUAUUUAUUCUACCUGAGUGCCUGAUGUGGAAAUGGAUCGUUCGCCAUAUCUUCAAGCUCUUGAAAGAAUACCUGGCUCAACAUCCUCCGAAAAAUACCAGGCAUUAUAUGGAAUUGCUCAACGACAAAUUCGAGAAUGGAAAAAUAAUGAAACUCCAAUUGAAGUCUAUCCAUCUGCAGAGCUUCCAGAACCUCUGGUACCUCGGGUAAAGUUAGAAAUUGGUCUGAUCUUGAAACGACCUGAUGACGUCAUUGCUGGUCUUAAAUCAAAUAAUCAAGAAAUAUUUUUUCGGGCUGUAAAUGUGAAACGGUUUUUCAAAAUGGUUGGAACUAAAGGUUAUCCAAAUGCUAAAUAUUUUAAAGAAUUUAUUUUCCCUUUUAUAUCACUCCGUAAUCGAAAGAAAAUAAUCAAAACUUUAGUGACUAGGUUGACAAAUCCAAGAAUAGUUGAAUCAUUUUUUGAGGUAAUUACUGAACUCUAUGGAUUUCAUCAAGCUCGACCCUUUUUAAAGAAAUGUGGAUAUGAAUUUAUACGCAAGUGUUUUGACAAAUAUGAAAUAAGGCUCUCUUUAAGAGAAAUAAAAUACUUUUAUUUCAAAUAUCCAUCAUUGAUAUUAGAAUAUUUGGACUUGCAAAAGAAAGAGGAUUCUAAGUAUGAAAGUAAUUCAUACUAUAUUUUAAAAACAAAAGAAAACAUACAAACAUUUUUACCAAGACUUUUAAAAAAACAUUCUACUUACUUUUCUAAACUAAUUCAAAAAUAUGAUGAUUUAAAAAUUUCAUUGAACAGCUAUGAAACAUUUUUAUUUUUAAAACAAGAACGAUUAGAACUUUUUAAUAAUCCUCAUCUAUAUCUUCCAAUAUUAUCAUUGAAAAAUGUUACUUCUUUGCUACCAAGAAAUCAAUUGAAGAUGUUGAUUCGGAAGUUUUUUCCUGAGAACCCUAGAGAUUUCAAAUUUAUGGACGUGUGUACUCUUCUAAAAUUUUUGCCACCAUUGGAAAAAUUACCAUUUAUUCUAGAAAUCUUUAGAGACAUUUAUGAUCGCGAAUUAACGGAUUUUCAACAUUGUGUCAUAUCAGCAAUAGAAUAUUUUCCAGUUCAAGAACGCCAUAUACAUGCAGCAAGACUAAUGGGUCAUAAUCAAAACCGAAUAGUUCAGGGUGGAAUGGAUGAAGAAAAACCAUGGAGAUGUUAUUUACCAAUUACAGAAUCAUUUAUUUGGAUAAUAAGGGAUAUAGAGGCAUGUGAGUCACAUAGUAAAAGGGCACUUCUUUUUCAAGAACUUAUUUUCUCGUGUGCAAUGAAUGAGGACUUUAGAGCUGUGCUUGAUGUUUUGCGGUUCAUAUUAAAUCGUUACAAUAACAUGGACAAAUGGAUAAUGAUAAAAAUAUUUGAUCAAAUAACAAAAGGAUUUGAUAUUCAAUCAUACAUCGAAUUAUAUUGGCAAAAUUUAUAUGAGUUUAUAUCAAGAGUAAAUUUAAGAAUGGGUACGAACGAAAGUAUAGAAAAUAUUCGGAAUAUUGUUACUUGGGUGAUUCAAAUAGACUUGGAACAUAAUCGCGAUAUAACUGAAAAAAUAAUUAUUUUAACUGAAGUCAAUGAAAAGAAUAAUGUGAAACCGGUCUGGAAUAUUUGCAAACAUAAUGCCUCUUUUGAAAAAAAAUGUCUUGAAAGAUUUAUAAAAGCAAUAUUCUCAGUCUACACUUUACACCGCCAUCGUAAUACAAAAGUGUGGAAAAAUGCUAUUGUCAGUUUUGUAUCAGCUAUGUACGACUUCAAACAUCGUCAUGAAAAAGAAAGUGAUAUCUUCGAACUACUGCCAAACAGGAAUCAUAUGAGAGAAUUGAAAAAUAAUAUUGAACAAUUGUUGCGAAAUUAUUUUAGUAAAAUAGAAAAGUUCGAUUGUAGAGAGUUGAUAAAUUUAUUAAAAAAGAAUAAGUCAGUAAUCUUAGAAACAUUUUCAAAGCAAGCAGAUUUAUACAAUAUUCCUUGUGCAAUUAUUACUUUGAAGAAGGAUGUUAAUUCAAUAUUUAGUAAAUGGAGGAUGUACUACAACGUAUGUAAAAAAAAUAUUGCUAAAAGAUCAAGUAAAAUAUUUCUAGAACGUAUUAAAUGGUUUCAGAAACUACCACGUCUAUUUGUUUGUAAGUGCUUUAAAGAAAUGAGUGUAGGUCGUGAUAAAAGAACAAUGAAAAUGCUAGCCAUUUUCCUCGAAGACUCAGUAUGUCAUGACAUUUUUAAGCCAUUUUUUACAUCAAAACUAGCCGAGAAUUAUAUAUUAGCCUCAAGAAUUAUAGAAGCUAUGAAAUAUAUGAAUGUGCCUUUCUGUAUGGUAGAAAUAAUAACACUUUAUGAAUCUAAGUGUAAGCCAAUCAUAGCAGAAUAUUUCACAACUAUAGAAAGACGAGUACCAGUUCAUAAACUGAUAGCUUUUACAAAACCUUUGGUCUCAAGCUCUAAUUCUAUAUUAAAAUAUAUCAUUAGAAUUUUUGAAAAUGCUGCUAGUUCUCACGAUUUUCAAAGCUUGCUGUGGAUAAAUAAUAAAUGGAAAGGUGAUAGUAAGUAUGUAGAAACUCGUAUACAUAUUUUUAAAAACAUUCAUCAUGGUUUUAUUACAAAACCUUCGGAUAGCAAAUGGAGAAUGAUGCAACUACUUUUAAAUAAUUUGGAUCAAAAUGACCAAGCUGAUAUAAUUAACAUUAUCACAUGUUACACGGGAAUUGAUGUUCGAUACAUUGGAUUUUAUAUAGAAAAUCUUUUGAGUAAUUCUUUAAGGAUGAAAGAACAAUUAAAUGUCUCUGAAAGUCUACCUGAAAGAUACUCUGUUUCUUCCAUACUCAAUAGUCUUUCAACAAGUAUAACACAUAUAUUUUCAGAAAAAUUACAUGUACGGUUGUUGAAGAAUUACUUAACUAAUACAAAUCUUAAGAAAGUAAGAAAAAUUUCAAUACAUUAUUUUAUCCAAAAUUAUAUUAUGCCACCAGAUGAUAAUCUGCUAAAUAAUAGAUUGCAAAGUUUUUCUCAACUAUUCGAAGAAAUGCUUACUUAUUAUUCGAUUGGAGCUGAUAACGUUGACGAAGUUUCUAAUUUUGUUUAUGUGAAUAAAUUUUUGCAUGAAUUUAAAAAUUAUCUGAUGUUUGAAAUGCCAUUGAGUGAAAGAAGGGAGAUACUUAUCAAAUUAAUUUUUGAAAGUUUUUUGAAAAUACUGACACCUUUCCACGACAUAGAAUUUUAUUGCUAUUUACGAUUAUUAAAGUUGUUUGAUGGUCAAACUUCUCCUAGACAAUUCGCAGAUAAGAUUGAUCAAAUUUUAUUGAUAAUAAUAGACAAUUUUUCAGCUUCAGUUAUAAAUGAAUUUUCUUAUUAUUUAUAUGACUUUGUAAAAUUCUUUUAUUCUGACAAAAGCUCCCAACUUGAAAUUGUUGAACGUCUUGAAGAACACAGAAAAGAAAAUAAUACUCUGGUAGCAUCACUUUUGUUGUCGAAGAUAAUUGCAGCUGAUAAGAAGAUUUAUGAAAGAUAUAGACGAGUUUAGGUAUCAUAAUAUGCUAAUAGUAAAAAUAUGUAGAAUUUAUUUUAUUUCGUAUUGAAAUAUUUUUUUCAUAUAAUCUUUCCUAUAUUAU
Molecule: messenger RNA, 3895 nt
Organism: Chelonus insularis
Lineage: Eukaryota; Metazoa; Arthropoda; Insecta; Hymenoptera; Braconidae
Exons: 2
Coding region: 304-3807 (1167 amino acids)
Source: RefSeq, a predicted model, not a curated record